Messenger RNA from Sycon ciliatum, 1600 nucleotides. Its product is annotated as protein slit-like. Gene Ontology annotation, molecular function: protein binding. The record is from RefSeq and is a predicted model, not a curated record. The transcript has 13 exons. The coding region runs from base 332 to 1600 and encodes 422 amino acids. NCBI's taxonomy places the organism in Eukaryota, Metazoa, Porifera, Calcarea, Leucosolenida, Sycettidae.
CAGUAGCCAAUCGAGCUGCUACGGAGUACCACUGACUGAUAUCAUGGCACUCAUCGUGCGUGUCUUUGGCAUAAUUAUGCUUGCAGAGAGUCUAAGCAGAAAGCGAGCAGAUAGUAAUUAAUUUGUUUCAUUGAGGGCUUUGCUCUCGGAACCAGCGCUCCUUUUCGCAAGGCAAACGAACCUUAUCGUGAUUUGUGUGCUACACCCAAUUGAUCCUGGAUUAUACACCAAAAUCUGGGUUUUGUUGGCCGGAUUUGAAUUUACCAUUGUAAUUGAGAACAUUUCCCAGUGCUGGUUUUCAACAGUGUUGCAACCAGAAGAGACGAGCACAAUGGUGCUUCAGUUUAAGAUGUCAAUCCACACUGUACUGUCAUUGGUCAUCUGCUACUAUGCACUCACCGGUACUACAGUGAUGAGUUGUCCAGCGACAUGUUGGUGUGUUGGUGCACCUAGUUACACUGUAGAUUGCCACAAUCGCGGAUUAACAAUGGUGCCUGGUGGAAUACCGAAUACAACAAGAUAUCUAUAUUUGCACAUUAAUCAGAUCCAGACUUUAAGUGACGGUGUGUUCUCUGGUCUACCAAACCUCCGAGAACUAUAUUUGAACAAUAAUCAGAUCCAGAAUUUAAGUGACGGUGUGUUCUCUGGUCUACCAAACCUCCGACUACUAUAUUUGUACAAUAAUCAGAUCCAGAAUUUAAGUGACGGUGUGUUCUCUGGUCUAACAAACCUCCAAACACUAUAUUUGUGGAGUAAUCAGAUCGAGACUCUAAGUGACGGUGUGUUCACUGGUCUCACAAACCUCCGAGAACUAAAUUUGUACAAUAAUCAGAUCCAGACUUUAAGUGAUGGUGUGUUCUCUGGUCUACCAAACCUCACAACACUACGGUUGGAGAAUAAUCGGAUCCAGACUUUAAGUGACGGUGUGUUCUCUGGUCUAACAAACCUCCAAACACUAUUUUUGAACAAUAAUCAGAUCCAGACUUUAAGUGACGGUGUGUUCUCUGGUCUAACAAACCUCCAAACACUAUAUUUGGAUAGUAAUCAGAUCCAGACUUUAAGUGACGGUGUGUUCUCUGGUCUAACAAACCUCGAUUAUCUAUGGCUGAGGAGCAAUCCUCUUAUUCUGAAACCAAGUCUCUAUGUCAAUUUAUAUGGUAUCGGCACUAUCUCCACCAACGUCUGUUCCGGGUGUGUCAUUCUUGACUCACGGGUUGCGGUGUACUUGAAUCAAGUGUCAAAGUCCUGUGCACCUGGACAUUUUCAGAAGUUCAACAAUAACGGAAGCGCUGACUACUACUGCCGUUGUAAUGAGUCCGUAGCAGUUAUUACGCCGACCUGUUCAUCACCUGGAUACACAUGCCUAGCUAAUGGACAAUUUCCAAUUUGUUUAGGAUACACACAAUGCCAAAAAGCAGGUUCUACUUACAUUUGCACUUGUGAGAACGAAUUGAGCCUGAAUCAAUCCUACUGUUACAUAGCUGAAGACUGCCAAAACACAGCAGAAGACUGCGGAAAUGGAAACUGCACCAUGGACUACUCACCUGAAUCCCGAAUAAAUAGUGAGUACAAUUUGAGGGAAGGUACCAGACACGGAUAA